CCGUGUCGCGAGGCGUGGCGCAGGAGCUGGGGCUCGGCGGCCAGCGGCAGCGCCGGCGACGACCUGUGGCCGCUGCUGCAGCACCACUACGACUACAUCAUGGACAACCACCUCAUCGACACCUGCAAGGAAGCAAACGGCGAGUUGCAAUCGAGCAAGUCGGCCGCUUUGCUGCCGCGGCUCAACCCGGCCGCCGGCUUCAACCGGCAGUGGUCGCUCAGCCAGCUCGUGGCCGAGUUCGGGGAGCUGUGCCAGUGGCUGUCGCAUGUGCAGGAGGAGAUCUAUUCUAGUCCCGAGAACCUGAGCAGCAGGAAGUUAAGAACGAAUCGCAUGGCCGAACUGGCGUCGGUGGAGCCGCGCCGAGCUAAGUUCAUCGAGCAGGCGAGCGCCAUACUCGAACGCAUUCCAGAGGCUAGCGCAGAGGUGACUUGGCGCGUGGACCAUUUGAACGCGAAGUGGGAAGGCCUGCGUCUGCUGCUGAGCCCCGAACAGCCUCCACGCGACGGAGAAGGCACCGACACCGUCGACACGUCGCACGAGCUCCGCUGCCUGCGGCGCUGGCUGCACGGCAUGGAGGGCCGCCUGCCGCCGCCGUCGCUCGCCGCGGCGCGCGCCGCGCCCUACCACGAGCUGCUGAGAAAGCUGAGGGAGCAUGAGGUAUUGCAACGCGACGUCGAAUGCCACGGUCGGAUCGUGAGCUCGGUGGUGAGGCUGUGCGCGGGCGGCGACGCGGCGCGCGCGCUCGAGCGUCGCUGGCACCUCCUGUACCUGCGCGCCAUCGAGUGGCAGUGCCAUCUGGAGGCGUGCCUCGCUAGGAUCGAUAACCAGGGCUGUGCUUCAGCGGAAGCAGCAAGCGACAGCGACGAAGAGCCGGCGUUGAAGCAGCCGCGACUAAGUCGGAAAGGCUCACCACGGCGCGGCUCGCCGCGACGACUGCGAAUAGAGCGGCGACGCGACAGCUCGGGAGACAGCAGGCAGUCGGCCUCAGAGGAGGAGCAGGACUAUGUUGUAACGUACCCGUGGCGCGGCUUCGGGUCCGACUGCGAGUCUGAGCGACACAACAUGGACGCCCGCGUACCGAGUGGAGGCAGCGAAGCAAGCGCCCGCGACACAGACCAGACAGUGCCGGCUAUGAUGGACGAAUUCGAUGGGCUCGAACACACGACCGCACAGAAACCUAGGACUCCACCGACAGUAGUCAAGAGGAAAAAGCCCGCCGACCCGUCGAAGUUCAACCAGACCUACCGGAAAUCUGACCACCUUGCCAUAUUUUACUGUAAGCAUCGCGACACAGACUCGGACCGGCAAUUAGUCGAAACAGACGAGAAGAGUCAAGAAGAGUCGUCCGAAGAAGAAUGGACUUACGUGAACUCUAAAGUAACUACCGAAUAUUCCACUGAUAUAAUGACGUCAUCGGUCGAAAUACAAUGCGAGCUGCCUAUUGAUGAGAAAAAAAAACCUCCGAAAUUAUUACCGACGCCUGAUUUAAUAAGAGAUAACAACACAAGAUGCAAGGACAUAGAGAGGCUAGUAAUCCAGGCUGAGGAGUUGGUACAGAAGCAGGCGCAGCAGCAAAUGGCUAAGAAGAAGGGAGUGAGGAGCUUCAAGCCGUUGGCGUUCGAGGAGGACGGCAAGAACGCCAGCCGCGCCAAGAUGUCGCGCAUCAAGGAGUGGCUGAACCAGAGCUCGGAGGGGAACAACAAUGUGCACCAGGGUACAGAAAGUUGUGACGCAUCCGGCGAGUACACCACUGAGAGCGAAGUGGACACAUCAUUGACCUCUGAAGAGAGGAACAUACACUCUUCGAUGGACAUGAGUACCUCCACUUGCACGGUCACGCCUACACACCACGCCAAGGUGCAACUCCGCAAGAAGCGAGGUGGCAACAGCGCGCGGCCGUGGUCCGUGUCGUGCAUCUCGCAGCUCAGCGGCGCCGCCGCCUCGCUCGCGGCCACGCCCGCCGCCGACGCCAUCAACAGCGUCAUGUCCAUAUCCGAGUCCGCGCUCAACACGCUGGCGUCGCCGCAGAGGGUCACCCCGGCUAAUUCUAACUCGAAGCUGCGGGGCAGCACUACUACCGUACAGGGCCACGUGUCCAGCACAAACACAAUGACGGAGGCGUGCAUGUCGUGCGUGGAGGCCGCCGACAAGCAGUGCUGGCUGCGGCGCAAGCGGCUCAAGCUGCGGCGGCACAACGCGGCGCGCCGCGAGCGCAUGGUCAAGAGCCUGUCCUUCUGCGCGCUCACGCCCGACCACGAGGACAAGCACGAGCGCAGCACGGCCAGCGACCCGGCUACUAGCAAGAAGAAUAGGUUUGACACGACAUCGACGUCCGGCAACGACAGCGACGAAGAACUAAUCAAACAACAGCUCGCGACCAUCGCCAACCUGCGCAAGAGCAUAGAGAAGACGCACAUCUCCUCGCGAGAGGACAACGCCAUCCCCGAGCAGAACGAACCAGACAUCUCGGGAGGCGUCGCUCCGAGCUUCAAGAUCGGCCCCGCUGGAGGCCUGGUCAGGCCGAGGAUAGCUAGAAGCAUGGAUCGAGAAAAGACAUUCCUAGCGCUGAGUUUGGGCGACCCCAGCCAGCUGUGGGACCUCAGCAUGGACAAGGACUCUGAUAUAGACAAAAGUGUGACGGCCGGCACGGAGGAGCAUAGCUCCUUCUCGGAGCAGGCUUGGGAUUUCUAUCAGGAAAAGUACAAUUCAGAGCCGUAUUCUGAGGCCCCAGACUCUGACGCGGCGCGGCGCCUGCUCGAGUUCGGCGACGACUAUCGCGCCUUCCUCGACUCGCAGUCCGACUGCUGCUCCAGCCUGUCGGCGCAGCCCGAGCGCGACUCGCCGGCCCGCCGCCGCGACCUUCGCCAGAAGCGCCCCGUCGACACUCCGCCUCGCAAACCCAAAAAAUCUAUGUCGAGCGCCGAGCGCAAGAAGUCCCUCCUCGACAGUCUAGAGAGGUCCCGGAACAAUACUAGCAUCGAGAGCAACGACGGCGUUCGCCGCCGCAAAGCGUCCGAGAGCGAUCGCAAAAAUAACAAACGAUCACCCGAGUUCGACCUGCUCAACGUGCAAGCGCUGAGCCGCCGCCGGCACAGCUCGAACAUGACCAGCGACGAGGUCAAUAGCUCCCUGGAGUACACCGAGGUCAACAACCGGCCGGACAUACUCGACUCCUUGGGCCGAAGGAGAAGAAACGUCGACAAGAACGUAGAGUCGGAGCUGCAGAAAGUGGCCCUGUCGGAGCUGCGCCGCCGCUCGACCGAAAACGUGGAUUCCGAGGACGACACGUCGAGCCCCAAGAAGCACAGCCGAAGGAACUGGAGCGGGGAUUCCGAUUCGGAGUCGGAGGAAGUGCGGUCGCUGGUGCGGCGCUCGAGCGCGCAGCUCGACGCGGCGGAGGCCAUGAUGGCGCGCCACGAGGCGUCGCCCGACCUGCUGCGCGCCUUCGACUACACGGAGCUGGAGACGCGGUGCCGGGACAACAUCAACCUGCUGGACGCCGCGCUGGCCGGCGGCUCGCUGUCGCCCGCGCUGCAGCGGGACAUCAGAGCGGUGUCGGCGCGAUGGUCGGCGUUGCGCGCGGCGGCGAGUCGGCGCGGCGGCACCCGCCGCCUCCGUCGCGAGGUCGCAGCCCUGCGAGAGAACCUGCUCGACAUCUGCGAGCCCGAGGACUGCGCCCCGCAGCCGCACACCAGGGUGCAGCUGAACAGGAGGAUCGAAGAGUUGAAGGACCGCCUGGCGCGCCUGUUGGAUUGCAAAGUGUCGAUGCUGAAGAUAAAGGUGUCCGUGAAGCGGGCGCUCGGCGAGAACGAGCCCGAUGACAGCGGGCUGGCCGCCGACCUGGCCGCGUUGCUGGCUCUGUGGGAAGACGCGCAUCAUCGCACGUCUAACGAGCUACUCUCGCUGGAGAAGGCGGUGUGCGCGUGGGCUGAGUGGGAGAGCGCGCUGCGCGAGCUACAAGGCGCGCUGCGCGGAGACCUGGCCACGCUGGAGGCCUUGCGGGACCGCCCCGGGGACGACUACAGCCAGGUCACCGCGCAGAUACGUCAGCUGGCCGCCUCGCUUGUGGAUAAAAAGAAGGGUGGGUCGACGUGCGACUCGCUGUCGGACUCGGGCAUCUCGGACGGCGACAGCGAGGGCGCGGGCGGGCGCGCGCGGCGCCUCAACACGCUGCGCGAGCUGGCGCGCCGCCUGCAGGCCGCGCUCGCGCCCAACUCGCCCGCGCACAGGGCCAUCACUAAGCGCAUGGAGCAGACUGAAAAUGAGGUGCGAACAUUGCAAGAAUCUUGCCGUGCUUUGGUGGAACAAAGCAUCCCCGAAUUAAAGAUCCACGAGGAAACAGAACGCAGCGUAAGUACCGUAAUGGGUAAGAAAACUGGAUCCGGCGAUCCCGACUACACACCGCGCAGCGGCUGGGUGUGGCGCGUGCUGCGCUCGUCGCUGCCCAUCCAGCUGUGCCUGGUGGCCCUGCUGCUGGCCGCCUGGCUGGUGGAGCGGCCCCGCUGCUGCGACGCGCUCAACUCACUCGCUCAAACCCUCACGCCGCAGUUGCGUUACGUACGCGGCCCCCCGCCGGUCUGAAUGCGACACAAAUUUUUGUAUCUGUGCAACAUUGUAUCUGCGACUAUUUCGGCGCGAAAAAAGCUUGACGCUUUAAAAUCUUUUUUUGUCGGCAGUUCCAACCUCAGAAAUGAGUGCCGUUUUCGGCAAUUCCCGGAAAUACUUUAAGAAAGUAAGAUGGAAAUGGGAUAGUUGUGAAGUACUUGAUCUUUGACGUCAUUGCAUAUGCAAUAUCUUAAUUUUAAUUUACUAACAUUUGGAAUGACUAGAACGUUUAAAGAUAUGACUUAGAAUGAGAUGCGAAGGUUAUUACUAACAAUACGCCAAGAAAAGGAAACUUAAUUAGGUGUUAUGAGAAUUAUGGGUAGGUAGUUGAUUGGUGAUUUCAUAAUUAUAUUUCUUUUAACUGUAAACAUAGUGAACAUAACAAAGGUCCACUAUUUAACCAAACUGGAAUUCAAUUGACACCAAUUCCGUUAUAAAAUUCCUUUUUGCUCACAGCAUAAAAAAGUUCAAAUUAAUGAAGUGUUCCAAAAAAAAAGUAUCAUCUGCAUCAGAUGAAGUUCAAAGUAGUAGUACGUUUACUGUAGUAUUUAAUGUACUAACAAUAACAAACGUUACUAAGUUUGUGUUAGUUUAGUCGCAUGCCUAUUUUAGUACAAGUUUAUUUGUUAGGUUACUUAAAAUAGGUGAGAGUACGCCAAGUGUGACCAGUGUAUUUCUUAAAAAUAAGAGAAAUGUACCGCGACAAUAAUACAAAAUAUUCUUCAGAUCUGCAUGUUAUUACCUUUUAUUUCUUUCAAAGUUGCAACAUUGCGCAGUAUCUAUAUAUUUUAAAUUCUAAAUAUCGACGUGACUUUUAUGUAUGUAUUUAUAAUAAGCACUUUUGACACAGUUGUGGCCUUAGUAAACUAUAGUAAAGACUGACAUUCUGACUUUGACGAUUUUCCGAUAGGUUUAGGUAAAAAUAAAAUCUGACUUGUUAUACUUAACUGAAAUGUUUUAGGUAGGUAUGAUGAAUGAAUCUUUAAAUAUCAUGGAAGUGUCAUAAUUUUAUCAGUCACAAUUUAAAAUCAAUCGCGAUACAUUUUUGCCGACAGAAUAUGUAUUAAGUACUACAUUUGAUUUGAUUACUGUUACGAGUAGUUAUAAUCUUUCGCGUAAUUAAUACUGAAACUCCAGCAAUAAUGUCUUUGAGGAAAUAGGUCAUCAAACAUAUUUGUGUUUGUGGAGUCCAAAAUUUUAAAAAAUAGACCCUGGCAUAAUAUAUACUUGAGUGCUUACUCGUACUCGUAUCAGAUAAUAAAUAUAAUUGCGCGUGAUUGUACAAACAGCAACACUUUUAACUCUUCCUCGAUGGACCUUAUGCCUUUUGUAAUAAGGUUAACGAACUGUCAGUUAACAAUGUUGGCGAUAGUACGAAUGUACUUGAGCUUGGAUACUUGUGUACUCCUUGUGUAUAUUUUUAUGAACGCUUCGGUGGUUUAUUUUAAACACUGAAUUAAAAGUCAGUAUUUUAAAACUGUAUUAUUUACUUCAAUAGCUAGAUCGCUAUGUGUAGAUGUUCCUUUAUGUAUGACAAAUGAACUGAUACCAGUACAAACAAACAGAUAGAAGCUGUAACACUUCACUCAUUGCGGUUGAGUAUACUCCCUGGUUCCUUUAUUCCUUGUUACGUAUACGUACGUAUACAUAUGUAUGUAUAAGGCUAUAGGUAUUUAUAUAUACUGUGCCUGACAUUAUAUGACGAUGUGAUUGUUACUUAUAUUAUAGUAUAAUAUAUAUAAUUUGUUACAAUAUAGGGUGUGACCGAUUCACUCCUAUUACUUUACCAAUAAUUUUAUUUAAAAGUCAAUGAAAUCAAAAUUAUCAAAAUAUAAAUUAUUGUAAUCAAUAUAUUAAAUUUGUUUUAUACAAGAACUUGUCACUUUAUAAAAGUAUGAAAUUGCAACAAAUAUGCGACCAUACAGUUAUUAUACUUAUUAUAUACUACGAGUAUGUAUUGAAAAGCCUGCAAUUAGCCGUUAUUAAAAUAUGCAGCUUCACAAUAGAGCGACUGCAUAUUUCUAAAGUGCGAUGGUUAUUUCUCAUGUAUAAGAUGGUAUGUAUUUUAAUACCAAUUUUUUCCAGCAAUUAAGACUUAAUGAAUUAUUCUUGGUAUCAAUAUAUUAAUUGGCAUAACUCGAGUAGGAUAUAAGUCUUACUACGGUAGUUGUAGUAUAGAUAUAAAACCUUUAACAUAAUUUAAUGUGUUAAAGUUUUUAAGACAUAAUUGUUAACUAACGCUAAGGUAUAAUGCCGCCUCGAGUGAAUUAAAAUGUUUGAUACCACAUAAAACUGCCUUAUGUACGAUUGUAGUAUACGAGUGUUGGAUUGUUUUAGAUUUAGAAGUCAUUUACGCGUUGCGUGCGCGUGUUUAACACAUUCAGCGCCAAGAACUCGACUGUCGGGUACACUGUUCGUAGCGACUAUGCGCUCCAUAUGGCGAAACUAUGACUACCCGCUACGAGCGAGCGUAACCCGUAGCACUUAUUGGCAAUGAAUGUGUUACACAUAGUCGCAUAGUUCCGACUCGUAAGUUGCACAGUCGCCAUCAGAGGGGCUACCGCGAAAACCGAAAGAGUGACAGAGAAAAAUGCCCGCAAUUUGCGAACUUCGAUGUUCGCGGUUAUAGGCCUGAUACAUCGGAGCGGUCAAGGCGCUAACAAAUGUCUGAACACAAGGCGUUAGAUUGCGUGUUCCAUGCGUGUACAGAUAUUAUGAACAUCUUGGCCGCUCCGAUAUAUCUGAUUGCGACUGUACCAUGAGGAACAGAAGUUUAAGUAGACACCACUUCAGAGGCCCCCUCAUCAUUAGUCAUGAGCCCUCUAGCUCUUGCAGGAAGUUUCCCAUAAUAUAAGAUUGGAUGGGUGCUGACAGUACUGACAGUAGGUUGUUUUACACUACUCUUCCUGUGGAUCAAUGAAUUCACAGACUAUUAAAUCUAAAUAAUUGCGCUUUCUAUGAUUUAAUGUAAGGCAGUAUGUCUACAGUGUGUCAUAUUUCUUUUGAUACUUUAUUUUAUUACUUAAUCUAAAAUUAUUAAAAGAAAAUAGGCAUGCUAUGAUAGUGCAUUUAGAGGUUUGCCCUUCAGGAAGUAAUAUGUUUCAAACAUAAUAAUAGGUUGCAUAAUGUGUGGCAUGUUGGCUUUUUGGAAUGAAAUAAAUAAAUUGAUUUUAA
Cydia fagiglandana is the source of this 7779-nucleotide messenger RNA. RefSeq names its product nuclear anchorage protein 1 (gene klar). The record is from RefSeq and is a predicted model, not a curated record. Lineage: Eukaryota; Metazoa; Arthropoda; Insecta; Lepidoptera; Tortricidae. Gene Ontology annotation, cellular component: membrane. The transcript is spliced from 21 exons. Bases 100 to 4581 code for a protein of 1493 amino acids.